AGGGGCUGGGACCUUCAGACCCGGAAAGGAGCCGCGAGCCCCGGAGCAAGAGCGGCCGAAUUAGGCCCUGGGACUGACAGGGAACGGUCUACAAUUCCCAAAAGCAGAGGGGCUGCGGGAACGAAGGGCAUGCUGGGAGCCGUAGUCUCGAGAGCAGGGGGCGGGAUCGGCCGCCUCCACGGUCCCGCGGCCUGGGUCUGACAGGGACCGGACCGCGGGGUGCCCCGGGCGUUGCUAGGGAACGGUGGCAGACCGGAAGUGAGCGCGAGGAGCGCGGAAGCCGGGGGCCGGGGCGCCGGAGCGCGGCGGGCGCGGUGACGUCCCCCCGACAUGGCGUCGAGCGAGUGAAGAAAGUGCCUCCCGGGUGGGUGCCGCCAGGCGGCCCCCUCGCAGCGCCGGCGCCCAGGAUGCGGCCCUCCCACCACUGCGGGCACCUGCUGGAGCGGCUGAACGCGCAGCGGGAGGCGGGCUUCCUGUGCGACUGCACCGUGGUCAUCGGGGAGCAGCAGUUCCGCGCGCACCGCAACGUGCUGGCCUCGUUCAGCGAGUACUUCGGGGCCGUGUACCGGGACUCCCCGAACGGCGACGUCUUCCUGGACCAGACCCAGGUGAAGGCGGACGGCUUCCAGAAGCUGCUCGAGUUUAUCUACACGGGCACGCUGCACCUGGACAGUUGGAAUGUUAAAGAAAUUCACCAGGCUGCAGACUUUCUCAAAGUGGAGGAGGUGGUCACUAAAUGUAAAAUAAAGAUGGAAGAUUUUGCUUUUAUUGCUAAUCCCUCUUCUGCAGAAAUAUCUAGUAUUACGGGCAAUAUUGAGUUGAACCAACAGACUUGCCUCCUUACUCUUCGAGAUUUUAACCGGGACAAAUCAGAAACUUCUAUUGAUUUGAUUCAGGCACAUACAAAGAAAGUGACUUUAGAAAAGAAGUCUCCUCCAACCAAAAAGAAGAAGAAGACUUUCAGUUCUCAGAAAACCGUGCAGAAUAAACCAGUGCAAUAUUCCAGUGACAUUUUAGAGAAUUCAUCUGUUGACAUGUUCCUAGAUAUAAAUAAAUUGCCUUCACCAGUAACAGAACAAGUUGCACAAGGAAAUGAUAUUCCAGAACUCCAGCUGACUUCAGUUGUGGGCAACGAUAAUUUUACAACACAAGAUAUCAUUUUACAAACAGUAGCAGUGAAACAGAAACGGGGAAAAUCACAGCCAAAUUGUGCUUUGAAAGAGCACUGUAUGUCUAAUAUAGCCAGCAUCCCAAAUGCUUAUCCGCUGGAACCUUCUGCAGAAGACCUAGAUCAGAGGUACUCGAAGGCCAAGCCAAUGUGUAACACUUGUGGGAAAGUGUUUUCAGAAGCCAGCAGCCUAAGACGACAUAUGAGAAUACACAAGGGAGUAAAACCAUACGUCUGCCAGUUGUGUGGAAAAGCAUUCACCCAGUGUAACCAGCUGAAAACACAUGUCAGGACUCACACAGGGGAGAAGCCAUAUAGAUGUGAGCUCUGUGACAAAGGUUUUGCUCAGAAGUGCCAGCUAGUUUUUCAUAGUCGAAUGCAUCAUGGUGAAGAGAAGCCCUAUAAGUGUGAUGUAUGCAAUUUACAAUUUGCAACUUCUAGCAAUCUCAAGAUUCAUGCUAGGAAGCAUAGUGGAGAAAAGCCAUAUGUGUGUGACAGGUGUGGACAGAGAUUUGCUCAGGCCAGCACACUGACUUACCACGUUCGCCGGCACACCGGAGAAAAGCCUUAUGUGUGUGAUACAUGUGGGAAAGCGUUUGCAGUAUCUAGUUCCCUCAUAACUCACUCUCGAAAACAUACUGGUGAAAAACCAUACAUAUGUGGUAUUUGUGGGAAAAGUUUUAUUUCCUCAGGAGAGCUCAACAAACACUUUCGAUCCCAUACAGGGGAAAGACCAUUUAUCUGUGAAUUAUGUGGAAAUUCCUAUACGGAUAUAAAAAACUUAAAGAAGCACAAAACAAAAGUCCAUUCAGGAUCUGAAAAAACUCUAGAUUCUACCGUGGGGGAUAAUAACACUUUCAAUGAACAAGAUCCCAUGCAGAAAAGUCCUUUGUCAGAACCUUUAGAUGUGAAACCUUCUGAUAUGACUUUACCAUUAACUCUUCCCCUUGGAACGGAGGACCACCAGAUGCUGUUGCCUGUAACAGAUAAUCAGUCUCCAUCCUCGGACACAUUGUUGAGAUCGACUGUAAAUGGGUAUUCAGAACCACAGUUUAUUUUUCUGCAGCAAUUAUAUUGACUUUAUGAGCAAUAUGGAAUUUACUAAAUAAAUAGCUCUGGUAGUGAACAUAAACUUCUCUGGCAAGGUGAACAUCCUCAUUCACUAUCAUCUGGCUUGUGAUCAUUAUUUUUCAUUCAGCUAAGUAAAGGCAACUGAUCCUGCAUCUUCACUGUGCAAUGCUUGUUUUUUUGUUUUGUUUUGUUUAUUUUUGUUUUUAUUUUGCUUCAAAAAUCAGGAGUAUAUGCACACCAUUUUUGGAGAAUGAGUUACAUAGCAAAAUGAUAUUUUAAAAGAAGGGGGAAAACAUUUUCAUCAGUAAAGAUGACUACAUUAUUGUUUUUUAGAGCUACUCUUUAAUUAUUCUGAUAGCACAUAUCACUUCACCAAAUAAAAUGUCUUCCAGAUUUUUUCCUUUUUUCUAUUUAAAAGAAAAUGAUCAGCUCUGGAUUUCAUUUAGAAUUAAGAGUUCAUAAUUUCUGGCCAGAAAAAUCUAGAGGCCAAAUUAUAAUUUAAUUUUCUUCUCUACUGCUAUUCAUGCCAGCAAUCUUUUAAUAAACAGAAGAAAACAUCUGUCAUUAAGUACUGUAAAAUUCUUAUUUUUUCCCCCUCUAGCAGAACACGUUUUUUUUUCAGUAUUCCAUUUAAAAGUAACCUAUCAAUAGAUAUUUAAUAUUGUUUUAUCAAAAAGCAGUUUUACAAUUUGACCACUUUGACAUAAGCUAAGGAAAAAUGAUUAAGUAUGUUUUUGGAAGUAUGCAGGCUGAAAGAUAGAUAUGCUAAUUUUGUCUAUUUUCAUCCUAUUGCAUGCACACCUUUAAAAAUUGAAAUUAAAUCCUAACAGUAAAAUAGUGGAAAAAAACAUCAAAAAACUAUAAGAUUAAAGCAGAAUACAAAUAACUGUUGACAACUAAAUAUUACAGAUACAGUAAUGAGAUGUCAGAUUUCAAUAUUCAGAGGAAAAAUACUUUUAAAAGCCCAGUUUUUUAGAACUACAAAAGAAUAUAAAAUUUUGCUAAGAAGGCAGCUUUAUUUUUCAGACAUUUCUCAAUCCUCUAAACUGUGGCAGUAGGUUGCCUUGGUAGUUUUUUAAAAGUCCUUGUCAUCCUGAAUAGGCAAAAGCAUAUUGUUUUCAUAGAUAUUUUCCACUAAAUCACUUAUAUCCUGAUUCUUUGUCAACAAAAUGGGUUUUCAUGGUUGUUGUUUUUUAACUGUUCUCUGUUACAAUAUGGUUAACAGAAUUCCCAGCUCCACAAAGGCUGCUGAUUAAACACUCUUGACUCCUCAUUUCUUCCAAGCAAGCCCCAGUCACAGAUUUUUAAUGUUAAACUCUUCUGUAAUAAAUUUAAUGAAUUUUCUGUUUAUCUUUUUUUUCUAAUUAUAUAUCCUCUAUUUGAUACUCAGUCACAGUAAAUAAAGCCUUGUAAUUACAAAAAGUAUGGUAUAGUAUAGCAUAAUAUAGUAUAGGAUAGUAAAUCUUGGCAACUGAUGCAAGAAUACUGAACCAAGUUCAGUGACCUGGUAUACGAAAUAUUGAGAUUCAGUUAUUAUCCUGGUUAAUUUUUUUUUUUUUUUGUACAAGUACCUUUGUGAAACAGCAUUUGAGUACAAAAGAAAUUUGUAAACCUGAAACAUACAUUUUCCUUGAUCAGAUGUAUUGAUUGCUUUACAUUCAGAAACUGAAGAGAAUGUAAAAUGACUAGCUUAUUCAGAAAAUUCAUCAGGAUUUUGAUACUAUAUAAAGAAAAUAUAAUAAUCUGAUCCCAUUAUAAAAUAACACCAAAGAGAGCCUGGGAUUUCUAGUGCAUCAUCAUUAAAAUCAAACAUCACAUUUUAGGCUAUCCUUUUAAGAGUAAUAAUUAUUCCUCAUCAAAGGUUAUAGGAUGAAGUGGCAGAUAGUUUUGUUCUGUGCUUUUUUCUCCCCCAUGAUUGUUGGUUAGUUUCUCACUUCAGUUAUAUUUUUGAUCACGUCAUUUGCUUCAUCAUUUAAUAAUUUAUUUGUGUUGGUGUAAAAUUUUUAAUUACUACCUAAUCCUGUUAUUACCUGCUUUUCCAAAAUAGCAAUAUAAAGAGAACAUAAAAUCCUUUGCCUUCCUGGGAAUGUUUUUUUAAAAUAAUUGGAUUCGGUUGUGAUAUGCACGUGUUUUUCUUGUAGCUGAUGUUGUUUAGUGCUCAUAUAAGAGCCCCACACUGAAAUUAUUUUAAAUUUCUUCUUUUAUAUUAUUUUUUAGUUUCUUUUGGCAAUGAGCAAUUGAAAAAUCAUCAUAUAAGACUUGGCUCUGAAUAUGACAUGUCUCACUUUUUUUUAUAUCUUGACCUAUUUAGGUCAUUUAUUGUUUUUUUCUAAGGAAAUCUAUAUUAUUGUUUUCAGUCUGUGUACUAAUUUAGUAUGUUGUUUCAUGGUAGACCUUGCCUGUCUAAAAAGAAAACAAUAUUUUAACCUAUGUGUCAGAUCAUACAAUUAAAGGGUAUGGUAAGUUCAUCUUUAACUGUUAAACUAAAUACAUCUAUGAUGUGCUAUUGUGGGAAGAGAUUACUUGUUAUUUUUAAAUGAAUUGAUUAUUUACAAUGAAUUACUGGGCAAGUUAAUUCUGAAGAGCACACUGAGAGAUGGAAUGUACUUUCUAUGUGAAUUUGUUUUGUACUUGUAAUAUUAGAUUAUUUCUACUGUAUUCUUAGAUUUCCAACUAAAAAUGCUUAGAUUUAUAUAUCAGUCAUUUUAGAUGUUUGUAAAUAACAUUUGUUUAGUGUUCUUUAUUUACAGAUUAUUUUUAAUACUAUUUUACAAAAUUAUUUUAACCUUUUCAAAGUCUGAUAUAGUUCUAUUGCAGCAAUAAUUAAAUAGUGUACCCUACAAAAUUCUUUCUAUAUGCUGUUUACAGAAUUCAUGGAAAUGACUACACUUGAUAUACUUAACUAUAUUACAUUAAAUUAAUGUCAUGUGUACUAAUUUUUUAAUUAUGUUCUAGACAUUUCUUGGCUUUUAAGCCAACUAAGAGAUGUUUUCAUGUAAACUUUUCACCUACUUCUAUGAGUUUUUUUUUUUUUUUUUUUUUACAAGUGUCUGAAUACUGGUUAAAAAUACCUGGUAGCAGAAAAAUACCAUGAUUUUUACCAUGAUUUAAGUUAAUGUCUUUUAAAAAGUAAUUUUCAAAUGUUA
Sarcophilus harrisii (Tasmanian devil) is the source of this 5385-nucleotide messenger RNA. It is a transcript of the gene MYNN, whose product is annotated as myoneurin. Gene Ontology annotation, cellular component: nucleus. The transcript is spliced from 8 exons. The record is from RefSeq and is a predicted model, not a curated record. Gene Ontology annotation, molecular function: DNA-binding transcription factor activity, RNA polymerase II-specific; protein binding; RNA polymerase II cis-regulatory region sequence-specific DNA binding. Gene Ontology annotation, biological process: regulation of transcription by RNA polymerase II. Lineage: Eukaryota; Metazoa; Chordata; Mammalia; Dasyuromorphia; Dasyuridae. Bases 408 to 2246 code for a protein of 612 amino acids.